This is a messenger RNA of Acanthaster planci (crown-of-thorns starfish), 1285 nucleotides long. RefSeq names its product probable glycosidase CRH1. Lineage: Eukaryota; Metazoa; Echinodermata; Asteroidea; Valvatida; Acanthasteridae. The record is from RefSeq and is a predicted model, not a curated record.
GAUCAGAUUCAUCAGAGGGCCACGUGGAGGUGUUCGCCCUCGGACAACUGGAGCUUUACAAGUGCCAGUGUCGUCUGUCGUCAGCUUGGCUUUCUCGGGGCGAUAGAAGCAGUGACCAGGGCUGCCUUUGGCGAGGGGUCUUCCGGGAUCGAGAUAUUACUGGACGAAGUGGCGUGCACAGGUGACGAAGAAACGAUAUUUGAUUGUCAACACGAUGGCCUAGGGGUUAACGACUGUCAGCAUAGUGAAGAUGCAGGAGCCCAGUGUGAACAAAAAGCUGUGACCACAACUGUUCAGGCCGCAACAACGGAAACAUCUUUGGUUCAAUCCACGAUUGAAAUGGGCACGACAGAUAUGGCAUUGGAAAAGGUGCGUGGUUCCUCGGUCCAGCUCACAACUGCGCAAACGGAAAAUGCCUUCGAUGAAUUUACACCUACUCAUGCCAGCGCUUCCCUCCACGAAUUUCCAAUUACCACGACAUUCACAACUGGUCCUGCUGGAGCCAAAGACGUCCAUGCAGUCGAGUCAACAACUACGAUAUCUGGACGUUCCUUUGAUACAUCUACAACCACGCCCUCUCGAAGUUCCUUGCUUGACUUUUCAACUUCGGGGGCUAUAGACUUCUCAGCAACAUCGGCAACUACCCAAAUCAGAAGUUCUCCUGUUGAAUCCACAACUAGUCAGGGCUCCUUUGUUACAUCCACAACGUCCCUGUCCAGGAGUUCCUCCAUAGAAUCAUGGAGGAAGGACCUUUCCUCCAUAAUAGAAUCUUCGAGUCACCCGACAUGGGUUGUGGCAGUCGAAACUACCACUACGAGCCAAGGCGGAGUUACCACAGCCACGAGGUUAAAAAUUACCACGCAGGAGGGUACAGCCGGGGGAUCAUCCCACACGGAAUCCAUGCUCACUACAUCUGAGAGUGCGAUUUCAUUAACGGACGCAACGAAAGGUGACCAUUCCAUCACAGAAUUCACAACUACCCGUGUAAGGUUGGCUGACUCAACAGUUGACACAACAAACGGGGCCCCGAAGAUUGAACAGUCUACAACUAGUUCUGCUACUUCCCAACUGCGCUUAGUCACUACAACCCCUUACACGGGCAAAACAGGACAUCUGGACACAAUGACCAAGAUGACUAAAGUGACCACGCUGGAACCACAUACCACACCAGGCCUUCGUCAUUCAAAGGCAGGGUAAAAAUUAUCCACAUCAACGGGAUGGUGGCAGAAUUCACAGAUGGUCUCCGGAACCAGUCGUCAGAGGAAUUUCAAGCUUUAGCAAGUGA